ACAGCAGUACCUCUCUUGCCUGUGCCGUUUCGUUAGUUAUCUUUCCAGCAACGCACAGUACAUAGGCCUGUGCUGCUCUAUAUGUACUGUACACUGUAUACAUCUACCUCGCAUGUGGUGAUGGUGAUAACCUAUUUUGUAUAUAUAUAUAUAUUAUUUGUGAUAAAAUCAUGACUUUAGUCUCGAGUUUUAAAUUUUGAUGGCUGAUUUUGACAUACAUUUGUAGUAGCAGUUGAUCGUUGAUACUGUAAUAUACAUAUGUAUAUAUAACUGAGUAGUAGCACACAUUAUUGUCGAGAUCACAGUUCAUUCAUUGUGACAUGCAGUUAUGUCUCGAGUAAUACUUAUUGCAUCAAAUAAUCAACAGAAAUUUCAAUGGAUGUUUCAAAGAGCUUAUUCACAAGAAAAGUUUCGAAGAAUUACAACUCACUACACUAUUAUACCCAGAGAAUCAGAUCCAAGAUGGAAAGGUGUAAAUAUGGAAAGAUAUGUAGAUGAAACAGAUAUUUUAAUUGUGGGAGGUGGACCAGCUGGAUUAUCUGCUGCAAUUCAAGCACGUAAAUUGGCAGGAAAGCAUGGAAGAGAAUUAAAAGUUACACUUGUUGAAAAGGCUUCUACUAUUGGUGGCCAUAUUCUCAGCGGAGCUUGUAUAGAUCCAAUAGCAUUAAAUGAAUUAUUUCCAAAUUGGAAGGAAUUAAGAGCACCUCUAAAUACCCCUGUUACAGAAGAUAAAUUCGCAUUUCUCACUGAGAAAGGCAGAUUACCAAUACCUAUCUUAAAAGGAAUGCCAAUGUACAAUCAUGGAAACUACAUUGUUAGAUUAGGUCAUGUUGUAGCCUGGCUUGGUGAGCAAGCCGAAGCUGCAGGUGUAGAAUUAUAUCCUGGAUAUGCAGCUGCAGAAGUUCUUUAUCAUGAAGAUGGAUCCGUUAAGGGAAUUGCUACAAAUGAUGUUGGUAUUAAUAAAGAUGGUUCACCAAAGGAUAUUUUUGAACGUGGAAUGGAAUUGCAUGCAAAAUGUACAAUUUUUGCAGAGGGUUGUCAUGGUCAUCUUACAAAACAGAUUUCAAAGAAAUUAAAUCUUAGGAAAGAUUGUGAACCACAGACCUAUGGUAUAGGAUUAAAAGAAAUUUGGGAAAUUGAUCCAAAAAAACAUAUGCCUGGCACUGUUGAACACACUGUUGGUUGGCCAUUGAAAAAAGACACUUACGGUGGUUCGUUCUUAUAUCAUCUUAGUGAAGAUACACCUCUGGUUACUAUUGGUUUUGUUGUUGGUUUGGAUUAUUCUAAUCCUUAUUUACAUCCAUUUAAGGAAUUUCAAAGAUUUAAGCAACACCCAAGCAUUAGACCAGUACUUGAAGGUGGGAAGAGAAUUGCGUAUGGUGCAAGAGCCUUAGUAGAAGGAGGUUUUCAAUCUAUUCCUAAACUUCAAUUCCCUGGUGGUUGUCUUAUUGGUUGUACAGCAGGAUUUCUUAAUGUACCUAAAAUUAAAGGAACACAUAAUGCUAUGAAGAGUGGAAUGCUAGCAGCAGAAAGUGCAAUUGAAGCUAUAAUUAGUGCAGAAAAUAAUCCUUCGCCAACAAAAGGUUUAGAACCGAAAUCUUAUACUGAUAAAAUACGAAACAGUUGGAUUUAUAAAGAGCUGAAAGCUAUAAGGAAUAUAAGACCCAGUUUUCAUACUCGAUUUGGUAUUUACGGGGGUCUGCUAUAUUCUGCAUUUUCAAUGUUGAUUGGAGGAAGAGAGCCAUGGACUUUGUCUCAUGGAGGUCCGGAUUAUAAAAGUUUGAAAUCAGCAUCGGAAUGUACACCGAUAGAAUAUCCACAGCCGGAUAAUGAAAUAUCUUUUGAUUUACUAUCUUCGGUGGCACUUACUGGUACAAAUCAUGAAGCCGAUCAGCCACCACAUCUUACUUUGCUUGAUGAUACUGUACCAGUAAAAAGAAAUUUAACGAUAUUUGCCGGGCCAGAAGGUCGAUUUUGUCCUGCUGGUGUUUAUGAAUUUGUACCAUUGGAAUCUGGAGAAGGAGAAAGGUUGCAAAUUAAUGCUCAGAACUGCAUUCACUGUAAAACCUGCGAUAUUAAGGACCCGAGUCAGAACAUUAACUGGGUUGUACCAGAAGGUGGAGGUGGCCCAGCUUAUAAUGGAAUGUAGAAAAAUCGUAUUUUUAUAUAUAAAUAAUGAUUUGUUAAAAUACGCUGUGACAUAAUACAGACAGAUAAUAUUUUUGUACAUAUA
Bombus huntii is the source of this 2233-nucleotide messenger RNA. It is a transcript of the gene Etf-QO, whose product is annotated as electron transfer flavoprotein-ubiquinone oxidoreductase, mitochondrial. The transcript has 8 exons. NCBI's taxonomy places the organism in Eukaryota, Metazoa, Arthropoda, Insecta, Hymenoptera, Apidae. Gene Ontology annotation, molecular function: electron-transferring-flavoprotein dehydrogenase activity; iron-sulfur cluster binding. Gene Ontology annotation, cellular component: mitochondrial inner membrane. The record is from RefSeq and is a predicted model, not a curated record. The coding region runs from base 329 to 2149 and encodes 606 amino acids. Gene Ontology annotation, biological process: electron transport chain.